This is a messenger RNA of Cuscuta europaea, 1430 nucleotides long. NCBI's taxonomy places the organism in Eukaryota, Viridiplantae, Streptophyta, Magnoliopsida, Solanales, Convolvulaceae. The record is from the annotation of a GenBank genome assembly.
ACUCGUAGAUUUGCCUCCUGAAGUCUGCAAUAGACAGCAGCACAAUAAUCCGGAAAAGCCGUCUUUAUUUUUUGGAGUCGGCUCAUUUUCGCAUGACCAAAGAAAGGGGGGAAUCGGUUUCCUGAUUCAGACAUAUGUUCGUGGAUUUUCUCGUCUACUACGCUCUCGACUCAAUUCCCUCAGAACGACAAACUCCCGCUCUUCACAGCUGAGAUUAGCUCCAAAACCAUAUAAAGGGAAAGGCUAAAGAACUCCGUAUCUGAAUCUCUCUUUGGUUGGGACUUCAGAGAUUUUGUUUGUGUUUUUUUUUUAAUUUCAAUGGCCGCAAGUGCGAACGAGUCGCCGGGAAGCGGUAAUGAUAAUAGCAACGGCCAGGAUGGGACGGGCACCGCGAAUGGCGUCACCACUAACGGCGUAUCUGUACCUGAAAGGUCGGUGUUGGGGCCUACCCAGGCGGCGCUCCGCCACAACCCCGGCAUAUCCGUCGAAUGGACUGCCGACGAACAGUCUAUUUUGGAAGAAUUACUCACAACAUAUGCUAAGGAAAGUAACAUAGUCCGCUAUGCAAAAAUUGCUAUGCAGUUAAACGAUAAGACUGUGCGGGAUGUAGCACUAAGAUGUAGAUGGAUGACAAAAAAGGAGAACAGCAAGCGGAGAAAAGAAGAUCAUAAUUCGUCAAGGAAAAACAAAGAAAAAAAGGAAAAAAAUACCGAGCCGGUGUCAAAAUCCAUGCAUGUUGCAAAUCACACAAAUGUUCCUGUCUAUGCUCAACCUGCAACAUCGUUAGACAAUGAUGAUGGAAUCUCUUACAAGGAAAUUGGUGGCCCAACCGGACAACUUCUUGAACAUAUUGCUCAUUCCUUGGAACAGAUUUCUACAAAUUUUGCUACAUUCAAGAUACAUGAGAACAUCGGUCUUUUCUGCCAGACUCGAAAUAAUAUCCUCUCAAUCUUAAAUGAUCUGAAAGAUAUGCCGGAAACGAUGAAGCAGAUGCCACCACUCCCUGUGAAGUUGAAUGAAGAGCUCGCAAAUUCAAUCCUUCCUCAACCGCUCUUGCCAAACCAGUCUUGAAAUCCUGGAUGCUGUUGCUAUGCUGAAUUUGAAAAUUUUAUCUGCAUUUCCUGUAGGCAUAGUCUAGGAAUUUUCUUUCCCAAUGUUGCUCCUGCAAUUUUCUCCACUUUUUGGGGGGGUUGGUGUAUUCAAGUAUAGGAUUAGGUUAUUCAGUGCUGCAAGUGACAUUGUCAAUAUAGGUUCUUGUGUCCAAAGGAUUUCUUAGUCUGUAAAUAAUUCGUUUGGAAAAUAUCUCCAUUAUUUUCUGCCUACAUGACUCUCCUUUUUGCUUUCAUCCGAAUAAAGUAAUAAAAUUUGAGUUUUCAUCUUCUUCUUGUAGUCAAAGUCAAGUCAAUUAUAAAUAAUACUCCGUACAUUAA